UCAGAAGAAGACAUUUUGUAUUGAAAACUCAACGAGUAAGGAGCAAAUCAUAAUAUCAACGUAAAUACUCUUGAACGAGCAGGAAGUUGUGAAAAUUUAGUGAAGUCGGGAACUUGAAAAUAUAAUUUACUUAACUGCUACAGAAGAAAUAUAAUUAAAAUACAAAAAUGAAGUUUCAAUACAAGGAAGACCAUGCAUUUGAAAAGAGACGUGCUGAAGGUGACAAAAUACGUAGGAAGUAUCCAGACCGUGUACCAGUCAUUGUGGAGAAGGCGCCUAAGGCACGUAUUGGUGAUUUAGAUAAGAAGAAGUAUUUGGUUCCAUCUGACUUAACAGUUGGUCAAUUCUACUUCUUAAUUCGCAAGCGUAUACAUUUGCGCCCCGAAGAUGCAUUGUUCUUCUUCGUUAACAAUGUAAUUCCACCAACAUCGGCUACUAUGGGAUCUCUAUAUCAGGAACAUCACGAAGAAGAUUAUUUCCUGUACAUUGCCUAUUCCGAUGAAAACGUAUAUGGCAAAAACUAAGUGCAUUCACAUUUUGGGGGAAGACGUGUAUUGCGGCGUUUGGAAAACUGUCAUCGGGUUGCUGUAUAACGAAGAAAAUUACAAAGAUGACAAUUGAAUAAUACAAAAAAAUAAUUAAAUACUUUGUGCUGAUUGAAAAAAAAUUGUUUCAGUAAUAAUAUCUUGGCGAAAAGGGAAGGAAAAAUUAGCGAAUAUCAGCAAAAAA
This is a messenger RNA of Bactrocera latifrons, 729 nucleotides long. It is a transcript of the gene Atg8a, whose product is annotated as gamma-aminobutyric acid receptor-associated protein. NCBI's taxonomy places the organism in Eukaryota, Metazoa, Arthropoda, Insecta, Diptera, Tephritidae. The record is from RefSeq and is a predicted model, not a curated record. Gene Ontology annotation, molecular function: ubiquitin protein ligase binding; GABA receptor binding. The coding region runs from base 168 to 524 and encodes 118 amino acids. Gene Ontology annotation, cellular component: cytosol; autophagosome; autophagosome membrane. Gene Ontology annotation, biological process: macroautophagy; autophagy of mitochondrion; cellular response to nitrogen starvation. The transcript is spliced from 3 exons.